AGAUAUAGGAGGAGAGAGAAACGAAAAAAGAGAGAAAGAAAGAAAGAAAGAAAGAAAGAAAGAGAGAGAAAGAGAGAGAAAGAGAGAGAGAGAGAGAAAGAAAGAAAGAAAGAGGAGAAAGGCUCCGGCGGGGGCCGCUCGUCCAUGAACCGAGGACACUGAUCACAUCCUCCUUGGACUGAUCGGCUCUUUUUUCUCGCUUCCUGAUCCGUAGGUACGUCUUCACGAUAGUCAGCUACCUGAUCGGCGUCUUCAUAUUCGCGACGAUCGUCGGACAAGUCGGGAACGUGAUCACCAAUCGAAACGCAAAUCGGCUGGAGUUCGAGAGAUUGCUAGACGGCGCCAAGACUUAUAUGAGACACCAUAAAGUGCCGGGUGGCAUGAAGAGGCGGGUGCUCAGGUGGUACGACUACAGUUGGUCACGAGGAAGGAUACAAGGCGGCGGUGACAUCAACACCGCGCUUGGCUUACUUCCGGACAAACUGAAGACCGAGUUGGCGUUACACGUGAAUCUGUCCGUACUGAAGAAGGUUACCAUCUUUCAGGAAUGUCAACCCGAAUUUUUACACGAUCUGGUGCUGAAAAUGAAGGCUUAUAUAUUUACACCUGGUGAUUCGAUAUGUCGAAAAGGGGAAGUAGCUAGAGAAAUGUUCAUAAUAGCCGACGGAAUUUUAGAAGUGAUCAGCGAAACAGGAAGAGUUUUAACAACUAUGAAAGCCGGGGACUUCUUUGGAGAAAUUGGAAUUCUUAAUCUAGACGGAUUAAACAAACGCACAGCCGAUGUUCGUUCGGUAGGCUAUUCGGAAUUAUUCAGCCUCUCCCGCGAGGAUGUUUUAGCAGCAAUGAAAGACUAUCCAGAAGCUCAAGAAAUCCUCCAGAAUCUCGGGAGGAAACGUCUGAUGGAGGCGCAGAAGGUAGCCAGAGCAUCUAGACAACCAACGUCACCUGGUCACGACUCGUCGGACAACAGCACGGGCAAAAGAAUCGUUGACAAACUGAAGAGUGACGUGAAGGGUCUCAAGAACGCAUUGAGAAAGAGCAGACGAAAUACCAGACCCGAGGAAAGCCUAGAGCUGCAACCAUUAACGUCGAAGCUACCGAUGCUGAAGAGACAGCAAAAAGUGGACGACGGUCAAGACGCAUCCGCGUCGAACGUUCAAGAACCACCAGUCUCGCCUUUGGGCGCCGGUUUGCCUCUGCUUGCCAGAUUACGAUUGUUAAAGGAGAAAGAGGAACGAGAAGAACGUCGAAAUCUUAUGGAAACGCAAGUGCACACGCCUGAACCACAGCAACCACCGCCGGAUGCCCAAAUGAACCCUAUGAAUCCGAAUUUACCGUUUCUUCAGAGAAUAUUACUGCUAAAGGCGAAGAACGAGCAAGAGUCCAAGGAGGCUGAUAAAGAGGCACCCACCAAGGAGCCUUUGCUUCCAAAAAACAGUAUACCGGAGGAAUCGCAGCAACAAUCGCCCAAGCAGACUCGCAAGCAGCUUCAGAAACAACCGUCGAUCCAAACUACCGUAGAACAGACCGUCAAAUCGCCGACAACCUCGAACACGGAGAACACGAACGGUUCGAACGUGAAGAAACCAUGGGCCAUGCUGAAGGACGCCUCGUUAACGAACAAAGAAAACUCGCCGCAAAGAAGUCCACCGACGAGGAGGUUACAACUCAGACAGAGUUUAGUACACCUGAGACAGCAGACUAAGAUGUACGCGUCCGUGGACGAUCUUUCGCCGGAGUAUUGCGGUUUACCAUUCGUCAAGAAACUGAAGAUACUUAACGAGAGGCAGAAGUUGGCGGAACUUGAGAAAGCAGUUAGGAGUUCUAGUUUAGACUGCGGAGACACCGAGCUCGAGUUCGAUGGGAACUUGACGAGAAGCCACUCGGAGGCUUGCGCGAUCGAAUAUGCUAGGAAAUUGGAGAAAUUAAACCAAAAUCGAAUGGCAUCGAUGUCGCCCACGGAUCAACUUUCACCGGAGAACGAGACGCUAGAAAGGCGGAACCUGAAGAGCAUACUGAAGAAACUGUCGGCCGGCAGUAGAACCGGAAGCUCCGAGACCUCCGCGACGAGCACACCGGAUCGCGAAGCGGCCACCGCUGAAUUGAGGAAAUUGAUGAGAGCACCGACGAUAGAGGGUUAUGCGGCGCGACAUUCGAAACUCUCGAAAAGCGUGACAUUUAAUAAAUAUACGCUGCAGAGCCCGCCGUCUGAGCAAUUCCCGGCAAAUUACCCGCUUGGGCCACAAUUGUCCGACUCCCAAGAGCAGGCCUCACUGCCACCGCCCAAUAAACUCAGUUUCCGUCCUUUGGGCAGCGGAGGUAUCCUGCAAAUGGUAUCUCGGCCAGGAGAAGAGGAAUACUUGGGGGAGCUAGUCACUGGUAUCAGAGAAGUCGUUAAGGACCGUCUGGAGGACAUUCAGACAAAGUUCGAGCGACAGUUUACAUCAUUGGAGCUAGAAAUCCGCAAACGGGACGAAAUAAUAUCACAGCUUCAAGCAAGGAUACUAGAGCUAGAACAAAAAGAAUCGAGAAACGCAGACGAUUCAUUGGGAGAUAGCACAGAGCACGAUGCCUCUUUGGAGGAAGAUUUGGACGACGAUCGUGAGGAUCACCCAUUCAUGAGAGACGGUUCAGUGGACACAGUCCUAGCUACUCAUCCGCGUUACAAGCGUUCCUCAAUAUCUACAGAGUCCAGUUCUCACAAUCGACGAUCCUGGGAAGAACACUCCGAGGAAGAGACGUUAGAGCUUCAAGAACUCCCUAGCUCAAUCGUUCCGCAAAAUUUAUGGAAAGACGAAGUGGCGAUCGAUCUCGACUCGAACAGCGAAAGCAGUAGAUCCGAGGAAGACUUCGACGAUAGACCAGGAAGAAGCGACAGUGAGAACGAUGGCGACGACGACGAGGAGAGUGAAGUGCAUCGAGAAGGGCAUAAUAACUGGGAAAUAGCUAUGCUCGCCCAGGAACUGGAGGCCAGGCGGAGGAGCAGCGAGGACCCGAACCCGGGCUCCUAGCGCAUUAACGAAAUCUUAGAUGUACUGUGUUACCUUACAAGCACCUUACACCCUGAGGGUUGGUGUAACGGGCCAGCGGCUGCCACAGGCAGCGCGGCCCUUUGCGAAAACAAUUGCCCUUACUUACAAUUAGAUUUCGAUAGCAUGACCAGUUGUAGGGAGACCAUGAUGUAAAACUUGUUCUGUAAAUCUAGAGGAUUGAUCGUUCCUUUCCUAUGAUCCUGGACUUUUGUCGCGUCGAGAUUCGUGGGCCAAUAUACGCGACCUUCGUAAGAGGAGGACAUGCGCGUGUUUCUAAAGCCUCUGGACAUUACGAGUAUAAUUGCGUUCUAGUCGUAUCCCCUCUCUCUGUGCACACCCACCCGUACAUACCACACACGACACACGGCAGAUCCGAUAGUUUGGAAAGUUAUUCUUUAAGUUUGUUUCUCACAAACUUUUUUAGCACCGAUUAUUCCUUUUUUCUUCUUCUUCUUCUUCUUCUUCUUCUUCU
This is a messenger RNA of Frieseomelitta varia, 3504 nucleotides long. RefSeq lists its product as uncharacterized. The coding region runs from base 354 to 3011 and encodes 885 amino acids. Gene Ontology annotation, molecular function: protein-containing complex binding. The record is from RefSeq and is a predicted model, not a curated record. Lineage: Eukaryota; Metazoa; Arthropoda; Insecta; Hymenoptera; Apidae. The transcript has 5 exons.